AGCAAAGUAUUCGAAGGCACCAACUAUGCGAGAAAGACUUCCAGAAUCGAAAAAUAUAGUAAACUUUCGGUAAUACGCAAAGCACUGCGUGCCUCAUCAUCGAGUGAUAUUCGAAUGAAUUAUGCGAAGCUAACAACUGCUAACAAUUCGGCAUUACGUACCUCAUCCUCAGGUGAUAUUUGA
Messenger RNA from Diversispora eburnea, 183 nucleotides. The record is from the annotation of a GenBank genome assembly. Lineage: Eukaryota; Fungi; Glomeromycota; Glomeromycetes; Diversisporales; Diversisporaceae.